Molecule: messenger RNA, 882 nt
Organism: Suricata suricatta (meerkat)
Lineage: Eukaryota; Metazoa; Chordata; Mammalia; Carnivora; Herpestidae
Gene: COMMD2
Product: COMM domain containing 2
Exons: 5
Coding region: 52-651 (199 amino acids)
Source: RefSeq, a predicted model, not a curated record
GUGGCGAGGGCGGGGUCAACGCUGCCGUGCGAAUUCCUCCGACCUGGGAAGAUGCUGCUGGACUUGUCGGAGGAGCAUAAGGAGCACCUGGCCUUUCUGCCGCAAGUGGACAGCACGGUGGUCGCCGAGUUUGGGCGGAUUGCGGUGGAAUUCCUGAGGCGAGGCUCAAACCCCAAGAUCUACGAAGGCGCCGCCAGAAAACUCAACGUGAGCAGUGACACUGUCCAGCAUGGUGUGGAAGGACUAAUAUACCUCCUCACUGAAAGCUCAAAGCUUAUGAUUUCUGAACUGGAUUUCCAAGACUCAGUUUUUGUCCUGGGAUUCUCUGAAGAAUUGAACAAAUUAUUGCUUCAGCUUUAUCUAGACAACAGAAAAGAGAUCAGAACUAUUCUGAGUGAAUUGGCACCAGACCUUCCCAGUUACCACAGCCUUGAAUGGCGACUAGAUGUACAGCUUGCAAGCAGAAGCCUCAGGCAACAGAUAAAACCAUCAGUGACUAUAAAGCUCCACCUUAACCAGAACGGAGAUCAGGACACCAGAGUUCUGCAGACAGACCCAGCCACUCUGCUCCAUUUGGUUCAGCAGUUGGAACAAGCACUGGAGGAGAUGAAAACAAACCACUGUAGGAGAGUUGUGCGCAAUAUCAAGUAGUUCCAGCUUUAAGGACUCAUUCCCUUUGAGUUACUCGCCUGUUGAUAAUAUGCAACAGUUACUUUUUAAAUGUUUUAUUAUAGUGAUAAAUACAUAUAGUUCCCAUGAAAUUUCUUUUUCUAUGCCAAGAUAGUGAGGUCAUGAUCAAAAGCUAAAGGGUUGCCUGGGUGACUCAGUUAAGUGUCUGACUCUUGACUUGGACUCAAGUCAUGGUCUCAUAGUUCGUGGGAU